AUGCUAACCAAUGCCGCCACCUGGCCUCCUCCGAAAAAUGAAAUUAAAAGUAUUAACUCUGGGAAAGUUUAUCUCCAUGUCACAACAAUAGAUCGGUGGGGAAAUGUCGACCAAGCCAGUCAAGUUAAGAGAGUCCCGGGAAUGGUGAACGCGCUUGGAAGGGGAUUUUACACUUACCCUCAAAGUGCAAUAAUACCUGAUCGUUUGUCCGUGCUCAUUCAGUGGGCUCACAUUGAUGCAGAAGAUGAGGAAGAGAUGAGGUCUGAGUUAAAAAAAGUACGUAUCGUCGCUGUAUAUCCCAAUCGCGACGUUCCGGUUUGGAUACCUCAGGGAACGUUAACCUUGCCUCCGGGUUCGAAUCUCGAUAAAUUGCUGACCAACCUGUCUAAUGACCGCAAGUUAAAUUUUUUGGCCAUUUCGCUGCCGGGCAAUUCGCAAGAAACCGUUUGGUUGAAAACAAAAGUUGAACAGGGAAUCGUGCAUUAUCCUAUGGAAGACAGCUUGCCGAUGGAUUUCCUGGUCAUAGAUUCCGUCAGGGGAAUGACAGAUGCUGAAAUCAAAAAGUACAUCCUGGACGUUUGGGGAAAUAGUAAAAAUAAAAAGACAGUUUGA
Molecule: messenger RNA, 612 nt
Organism: Paramuricea clavata
Lineage: Eukaryota; Metazoa; Cnidaria; Anthozoa; Malacalcyonacea; Plexauridae
Source: the annotation of a GenBank genome assembly